Messenger RNA from Saccostrea cuccullata (small rock oyster), 1811 nucleotides. Its product is annotated as protein draper-like. Gene Ontology annotation, biological process: heterophilic cell-cell adhesion. Gene Ontology annotation, cellular component: focal adhesion. Gene Ontology annotation, molecular function: scavenger receptor activity. NCBI's taxonomy places the organism in Eukaryota, Metazoa, Mollusca, Bivalvia, Ostreida, Ostreidae. Bases 12 to 1445 code for a protein of 477 amino acids. The transcript is spliced from 8 exons. The record is from RefSeq and is a predicted model, not a curated record.
GGAAAUCAAAUAUGGAAUUUAGUAUGUGUAAUCCAUUACUUUUUAUCAUAUGGAUUAAUAUUAUGUGUUCUGCUUCCUGUCACGAUAAGCCUACAUUACUUAUAACUAACAAGACGAAAGUGGAAAGCAGCUCUCUGUAUGUAUCGGGAUCUUACUCCGGAGAUGCAAACAAAACCAUCGAUAGAAACUUCAAUCAGAGUUAUGUUGAUUGUAUGCACACGGCCCCAAGACAGUCAGAGGCCUGGUUAAAUAUUGACCUCGGUAGAGUCUUCAAUUUGAAAAGUGUUCGAAUAUGGUACAGGAGUGACCGUGGAGCGUACAGUACUAAAAGACUGAGCAGAUUUUCAGUACUUGUAUCAAAUAAUUCAGGAUGGAGUGUUAAUGACACCUGUUAUCAGGAUUCCGGAAAUGCUACUCUUAAAACAGUGCUUGAAGUGAAUUGUUUUCAUACAGCUCGAUAUGUUAAGAUAUACGCAAAAAAGAAUAUUGAUGGGGAUCCUAUUCUUGAGAUCUGUGAGCUGGAGAUUUACGGGGGAAAAGACCAAAACACGAAAAGACUCAAAGGAGUUUCCAUUUUUGCGUCAUAUGAGCCAGUUGUGACGUCAUACACAUCAACAGUAGAUAAGAGGUACCAAUGUUAUAAAGAUCCAGGAAAUGUGACUCUUGAUACAGAACUUGAAUUAAACUGUACACGUUUAGCGCAAUAUGUAACGAUUUACAAUGAUCAGAUGAAUGACGAAAAUGGUGUAUUUCUGGAGAUCUGUGAAGUGGAGAUUUACGGAUGCCCGCGUCGUAGAUAUGUCAAAGAUUGUACUCCAUGUGAUACGUGUAAAGCUGAAUGCGACGUAACGGGGCGGUGUGAUAUGCUCGGUUGUAAAGAAGGGUAUCAUCCACCAUUUUGCAAAGUAUGUAGUCCUGGAAGAUAUGGCAAAGAUUGCAAAGAGGUAUGUGGUUACUGUGAAAGAAAUGAGCCAUGUAAUCAUAUCACUGGAUCCUGUCCUGGAUUGUGUGAACCCGGAUAUUAUGGAGAAAAAUGUCUCACACCAUGUACGUUUGGAAGGUAUGGCGAAGGCUGUAAGGGAAUAUGUGGUCACUGUGAAAGCAAUAAAACUUGUAAUUAUGUCAAUGGAUCCUGUUCCGGGCUAUGUGAACCUGGAUAUCAUGGGGAGAACUGCCUAACAAAAUGCAAGGAUGGCUGGUUUGGCAAAGAAUGUAAAGAACGUUGUGGUUACUGUAGAGGUAACAAACCAUGCCAUCACGUGACCGAAUCUUGUUCUGGAUUAUGUGAAGCUGGAUUCCAUGGGGAGAAUUGUGAAAACGGUGUAUCGUAUCAAAUUCUUGCUGGCGUGAGGGAAUUGCUUAAUUUAAUGACGGAGCUAAUUUCACACCGAAGACGAAAAAGUGACCUGAAAGAAAAAGGCACAUCUCCAACUGAUUUUAAAUAAGGGACAGACACGCUCUUUGUCGUAACAAAACUUUUAUUGUCAGAUUUUAUUACAAUUAUCUGUUUUUAUCUGUCCGUGCAAAGGACGUUUUAACCCCUCUCACAUGUUUGGGUAUCCAGCAUUGAUAUUUUGCAUGUAUAGAGUAUCACUUGCAGGGCUUGCUCUGGUAUUCCAUUUUUUAAAGAAAGUUAUGGUUCAGCGUUUCUGAGCUAAGGUAUUUCAUAAUUUCAUGUUAGUUAUUUGCAGUGUAAAAUAUAAUUCAUUUUUCCUAAAACAUCCAGUAGCCGCAUUUCUCAUCAUGUUAGCAUGUUUUGUUUUUUUUUCAUUUAAUACGAUAUCUAUGUUUAGUAACAUGUAUCUGAAUAU